Messenger RNA from Cotesia glomerata, 1148 nucleotides. RefSeq names its product major centromere autoantigen B-like. Gene Ontology annotation, cellular component: nucleus. The record is from RefSeq and is a predicted model, not a curated record. Lineage: Eukaryota; Metazoa; Arthropoda; Insecta; Hymenoptera; Braconidae. Gene Ontology annotation, molecular function: DNA binding. The coding region runs from base 516 to 1145 and encodes 209 amino acids. The transcript is spliced from 3 exons.
UCUUACCCCGGACCCAAUGAGAGUUCACAGUGAAAUUACUAUGAAUUCACAGUGAAACUCUAUCAUGAACUAACGGUGUUACAACUAUCAGAUCAUUCUGAAGUCACGGUUAAAUCAUGGUAAAACGACGGUGAAAUCACAGUGAAAUUACUAUGAAUUCACUGUGGAACUAUUGUGAACUCACGGUGUUAUCUCUGUGAGACUACCAUGAAUCUACAGUGAUACCACCACUAAACCAUAGUGACGAAAUGGCACAAAAUCACUGUGAAUUCACUAUGAAAUUACCGUGAACCCACAGUAGAUUUACGGUGAAGACGAUUUCACUGUGAAUUCACUGUGAUUUCAUAGUAAUUCCGAAACUGCGAGGGUAGACAUGUUUAUGCUAAUUUAAAUAUUUGUGGAAUAAUUUUAAUAAGCUUUGUGAUGAUUUUCAGUUGAAAACGUAUAAUUGCACACUUUUAGAAUGAGAAAGAUAAUAAUUUAAUGCUGAUGACUGAGUGUGAUUACGAAUAAAAAUGACUGAACCUUCAAGCGAAAAUCUUAAUGAUCAACCAGCUGAUAAAAUUACUGAAGAAAUUCCAGACACUGGAAUAAAACAGAACACACAAAAAAAGCCAGUUUUAACGAGAAGACGUUUUUCAUUUAAAGAAAAAUUAAAAAUAUUACAGCAACUAGAGAAUAACAGUAUGAUGACAGUUUGUAAAAACUUUCAUGUAAAUGAAUUCACUGUUCGUAAGUGGAAAAAACAGCGAGAACUAAUUGAAAAAAAUUGUAAGGACAGAAAAUUAUGUAAUACAAAGAAAAAAAUAAUAGUUGGUAAUCCAGACGUUGAUGAUGCUUUGCAUAAAUGGUACUUGAAAGCAAGAAGAAAACGUUUGCCUAUAUCAGGACCUAUUUUAAAGUGCGAAGCUCUGCGUUUGAAUGAUGAACUUGGUGGUAAAAAAGACUUUGUCGCUAGUGAUGGUUGGCUUGAUAAUUGGAAAAGGCGAAAAGGUAUCAAGACCUUGAUGUUUGGAUAUAAAAAUCCUAAUUUGAGUAAUCAAAAGUGUUCAGUCUGCAAAGCUAGUCUGAAAAAAGAACAGAAAGUGGGAAAAAUAAAAUGCAUAGAAAGUAUUUUAAAAGAAAGUGAUGAUCAACAAACUUGAGUU